CCCCCCACACCAGCCUAUUCCUGGAAAUACUUUUCUCGCAUUUAAAACUUGCAAAUGCUUCCUGACUCUGCAGAUGGAUUGAGCUGGCUUUCUGGAAGGGAUGUGCUAACUGCAUCAUAGGAAAUCGGUAAGACACAGCAUACAUUGGCAGCUUUAUGCUUUAUGAAGACAGUGUGUGUCUGGCACAUUUCCUAAACAAUGUUGGCUGAGGAGAUUCAAAGUGAUGUCGGGGUUGAGGAACAUCCCCUAAAGGAAAAUAAAAGUGCACCCCAAAGCCCUCUGAGAGGAACUCUGCGCAGAGCUGCUGCUGCUGCAGUGUCAUUUGAGGGGGUAAUUGGAGAGACCACUGUAGAGAGGAAAAAGAAAAAGAAGAAAGAGCCUCGCCCAGAGUCCAUCAUUGUCUAUCGUUCUGACAGCGAGAAGGUGCUUGAAGAUGAGCAGGCUGAUGAUAAAGAUGGAGACCGGAAAGCAGAGGAAGGUUCCAGAUUUCUGGGAACCCCAAUGUCUGAUGGAGGAUGGAAUAUGCCACCAGACAGCCGCUAUGUUACCUUAACUGGAACAAUUACUCGAGGUAAGAAGAAGGGCCAGAUGGUGGACAUCCAUGUCUCACUAACUGAGAGAGAACUUCAAGAGCUUGCCAAAUGUAAAGAGCCUUUGCAGGCAGAGCCAGAAGAAGGCAAGAAGAGCUAUUCCACAGGCUGGGAUAGGGGUCCACACAUUGUGCUUUGGAGUCUACUUUGUCUACCAGUUGUAUUUGUACUCUCCUUUGUACUGUCCUUCUAUUAUGGAACUAUCACCUGGUACAACAUCUUCUUGGUGUACAACGAGGAGAGGACUUUCUGGCAUAAGAUCACUGUUUGCCCCUUCCUAAUCAUGUUCUACCCCAUCAUUAUUGUGGUUGUGUCCCUGUCCUUAGCCCUCUACACAGCGGUGACUCAGAUCUCCUGGUCUUUUGAAGAGUGGUGGCACGCGGUGAGGGACAUGGAGAAAGGAUUCUGUGGCUGGAUCUGCAGCAAACUAGGGCUUGAGGAUUGUUCUCCGUACAGUAUUGUGGAGCUUCUGGACUCGGACAAUAUCUCUGGAAGUCUGUCGGCAAAAGGCUCCACGUUAGGGGUAGAAACAUCAGCUGUUUGAUGCUUUGUUGCCCUCCAGAUCUGUUCCUUUACAUACGGUAUUUAUCUCUCAUGCUGGAAUUGGUGAUUUCUUGUGCCAAUGACUUGCUUCAGACUUACCAGGAUCACAUGGGUGCUGAAAAUGUUAUUCACUGAACAUUUAUCCAAUUGUUUUUUGUUUUUCUUUAUUCUCAACAUUGUUGUUUUCAUUAGGAAUGUGUCCUUCCGUUACAGUUGUACAAUAGUUCUCCAGUGCAGCUGGAUCUGCAGUUUAUUAUUACAGCAGUAACAAGUUCACUGCUUGUCAAAAAACACAAAUAUGUCUCUACAUGGCCAGGCCCACCGUAGUUACUGAAAAUCCGCCUUAACAGUCCAACCAUUCUAUGGGGUUUAAUUGUGUUUCUAUAUAGAGGAACCCAGUUUAGAACCCAGAACAUUAUUGGAUAGCCAUUUUUAUUUAUUUACUUGUAUUUAAAUCUCUGUAUGUUGCCUUUGUUUUAUUCAGAGAAAUAAGAGACACGUGUCUGAUUUA
Messenger RNA from Xenopus laevis (African clawed frog), 1644 nucleotides. RefSeq names its product transmembrane protein 169 L homeolog (gene tmem169.L). Lineage: Eukaryota; Metazoa; Chordata; Amphibia; Anura; Pipidae. The record is from RefSeq and is a predicted model, not a curated record. The transcript is spliced from 3 exons. The coding region runs from base 199 to 1134 and encodes 311 amino acids.